This is a messenger RNA of Peronospora matthiolae, 1356 nucleotides long. The record is from the annotation of a GenBank genome assembly. NCBI's taxonomy places the organism in Eukaryota, Oomycota, Peronosporomycetes, Peronosporales, Peronosporaceae.
AUGCGUGAGAUCCUGUCCAUCCACCUUGGUCAGGGCGGUAUCCAAACCGGUAACGCCUGCUGGGAGCUCUACUGUCUCGAGCACGGCAUCCAACCGGAUGGCACGAUGCCCGGUGACACGUCCAUCGGCAGUGGCGACGACUCGUUUUCGACGUUUUUUGCCGAGACAGGCGCAGGGAAACACGUGCCCCGUGCUGUGUUUGUUGACUUGGAAGCUACGGUCUGUGACGAGGUACGGACCGGUACGUACCGUCAAUUGUACCACCCGGAGCAGAUCAUUUCGGGCAAAGAAGAUGCAGCCAACAACUAUGCACGAGGACACUAUACUAUCGGCAAGGAAUACGUGGAUUUGGUCCUGGAUCGUGUGCGGAAACUGGCCGAUGCCUGUACCGGUCUCCAGGGCUUUAUGGUCUUCAAUGCAGUCGGUGGGGGUACGGGUUCUGGCCUUGGCUCGUUGCUGCUCGAGCGGCUCUCGGUCGACUACGGCCGGAAGAGCAAGUUGGGCUUUACCAUCUACCCGUCACCUCUCGUGUCGUCGGCGGUCGUCGAGCCUUACAACUCGGUGCUGUCCACGCACUCCCUGCUGGAGCACACGGACGUGGCCGUGAUGCUGGACAAUGAAGCUAUCUACGAUAUCUGUCGUCGCUCGCUCGAUAUCGAGCGUCCGUCGUACACAAACCUGAAUCGACUCAUUGCUCAAGUGAUUUCGUCGCUGACUACCUCACUGCGUUUUGACGGAUCGCUCAAUGUGGACAUCAAUGAGUUCCAGACGAAUUUGGUGCCGUAUCCGCGCAUUCACUUCAUGCUGAGCUCGUACGCGCCUGUAAUCUCAGCUGAAAAGGCUUUCCACGAGCAGUUGUCGGUGGCUGAGAUCACCAAUAGCGCCUUUGAACCCACCUCGAUGAUGGCCAAGUGCGACCCACGUCAUGGAAAGUACAUGGCCACGUGUCUCAUGUACCGAGGCGACGUUGUCCCCAAGGACGUGAAUGCUGCAGUGGCCACCAUAAAGACGAAGCGCACUAUUCAAUUCGUGGACUGGUGUCCCACAGGGUUUAAGUGCGGCAUCAACUACCAGCCGCCAUCUGUGGUGCCAGGUGGAGAUCUCGCUCGCGUCCAGCGUGCAGUGUGCAUGAUCUCGAACACGAGCGCCAUUGCUGAGGUCUUCUCUCGCAUCAACCACAAGUUUGACCUGAUGUAUGCAAAGCGUGCGUUUGUGCACUGGUUCGUGGGCGAAGGUAUGGAAGAAGGUGAGUUUUCUGAGGCCCGCGAGGACCUUGCGGCGCUGGAGAAGGAUUACGAGGAGGUGUCGGCUGAGACCGCAGAGGGUGACGAAGAGGAAUUUGGUGAAGAGUAUUAG